Molecule: messenger RNA, 777 nt
Organism: Apiotrichum porosum
Lineage: Eukaryota; Fungi; Basidiomycota; Tremellomycetes; Trichosporonales; Trichosporonaceae
Exons: 4
Coding region: 1-777 (258 amino acids)
Source: RefSeq, a predicted model, not a curated record
AUGCCACUCGUACCAAAGAUCGUGGUCCAUCACUUACAGUUCUCUCGCUCAAGCCGGAUCAUCUGGCUUCUCGAGGAACUCAAGCUGCCGUACACUGUGCAAAUGCACUACCGAAGCGACGGCGGGUUUGCGUCCAGCACUCUCAAACAGGCCUCGCGGAUGGGCAAGUCGCCUACAAUCGUGUACGACGGCGAGGUCAUGACUGAAUCAGGCUCCAUAGUCCACCAACUCAUGAAACUCCACCCUUCUCCAGCACUGCAGUACCCGCCGUCCACGUCGUCCACGUUUUUCAGCCACUACGCCGAGGCCACGCUCAUGCUGUAUCUCCAGCCAGCACGGUUCGCCGAGCUGGGAGCGCGCAAGCUGCGGGCGGGCGCCAAGCCCACACUAGACCUGGAUCCACUCAAGAACGACGACGAGCGUCGCGGGAUGGAGAAGCAGCUGGCGUGGUUUACGGCGUGGGCGCGGAGCAGCGUCGAACCUGCGCUGGCCGAGGCGGACGCGUUCUUGGCUGACAAUGCCAACUUUUCGGGUGAGGAGAGGUUGGGUGAAGGCGACUUCAUGAUGAUGUUCCCGCUCAACUCGAUCGCGUAUGGCGGCCGGAAGCGCCUGUACGACCUUGGUGACGCGACAGUUUCGUGGGUGGAUGCGAUACGCAACCGACCGGCAUGGAUUAAGGCUCAGGAGCGCAUGGUCGAGGAGGAAGAGGGUCAGAAGAGUCCCGAACAGAAAGCGGCCGAUGCAGAGAAGCGCCCAAAGCAGAGGCCACAAGUGUAG